Messenger RNA from Zophobas morio, 729 nucleotides. RefSeq names its product protein takeout-like. The coding region runs from base 1 to 729 and encodes 242 amino acids. NCBI's taxonomy places the organism in Eukaryota, Metazoa, Arthropoda, Insecta, Coleoptera, Tenebrionidae. The record is from RefSeq and is a predicted model, not a curated record. The transcript is spliced from 4 exons.
AUGAGACCCCACAUUCUCUUGGUUCUUUUAGUUACACUAACAAACUGUUCAAUACCGCCAAAUUUCAAGAAAUGCUUCCGCAAAGAUCCGAAUUUCAAGAACUGUAUUCUCGAAGCCGUGCAGUCUGGCAUCCCACAACUCACUAAACCCUUCAAAUCACUAGAUCUUCCAAACUUGGAGCCUUUUGAGGUCCCUUUACUAACAGUACGCGAUAAAGGCGGCGCCGUCGCCCUGAAUCAAAAUUUCAAAAACUGCGUCUUCUAUGGACUAACAACAAUGAAAAUUCAGGACUUUGACCUAGAUUUCGAAAAGAAAACACUAUUUGUGGACAGCGUUGUCCCAAAAAUGGUAUUCAAGUGUCAUUACCAACUGGAGGGUAAGGUGCUGGUGUUACCCAUCAAAGGUGACGGCAACAGCACCAUUAAGUUCACGAAUUUCCGUUUAAAGUUUCGUUCUUUUUAUGACGAAAUUGUGAGAAAUAGUAAGACUUACUACACGACAGCUAGCACGGAAAUGCAGUCGGAUGUAGAACACUCUCAUUUUCAGUUUGAUAAUCUUUUCAAUGGAAAUAAAGAGCUGGGUGAUAAUGUUAAUUUGGUGCUUAACGACAACUGGAGACAAGUUGUGGACGAGCUGCAUCCCGAGUACAACGAAAUUGUGAGGCAAAUAUUGACGGGGAUGAUUGAGAAAGUUUGGACGAAGGUUUCUUUGGAGGAAAUGUUCGAUUGA